Molecule: messenger RNA, 2969 nt
Organism: Cercospora beticola
Lineage: Eukaryota; Fungi; Ascomycota; Dothideomycetes; Mycosphaerellales; Mycosphaerellaceae
Molecular function (GO): phosphatidylinositol binding; ubiquitin binding
Source: RefSeq, a predicted model, not a curated record
UUGCCCUGGAGGUUACUCGUUUCCCGUCGACAUAUGAGCUACGAGUGUUCAUUGAAACAUAUGCUCCUGGGGCGUGGGGGCCCUUGUGCCACAUUGUGGUGUUCUUCAGCACAGCGAUCCAGCACGGGCUUUUAUUCGGCGAAAUGCUCAGAUCGAUGCCACGCAAGGCUGUUGUUGUUGCUGCUGCCUUGCUAGAACGUGUUAGUGGCAAGCGUUACGAUGAUGUCGCUGGCCGCGCAAGACAGUUGCGCGAAUGCCGCGUGAUCAACAGAGGCGGCCGCCGUGGCCAAGAUGUUCGAGCAGUGUCGAUGCAGAGAGACUUUUAUACCGCGCCCACGCGAAAUGACGCGUCGGGAGGCUUGGCGAGUUAUGCACGAGCACCCGGACCCUUAGUUCUUCGGCAGCAGCACAACCCUGGUUCCAUGUAAGCUCAAUCUAGACAGUACUCUGCGGCCUAUACAUACGACUGACUGCCGCAUCUUCACUCGCAGUGGGUUGCUCGUCUGUCGCUUGGAUAGUGUGUUUCAUUCUGCAGCUCACCAUGAACAAGUUCAAAGGACUCCUUGGACGGACGAAGAGUCUGUCCAUGCGAGGCGGGAGUCGCGGCGAUGCGGGCAACCACCAGUUCGACAAUGCUCCCCUCGACUCGCCCGAAGCGAACGUCCAGCAGGCAAUCCGACUGUUCUGCGAAUCUGGCUCAAACAACAAUGGCGGGGAGGAGGUACUUCAUCUGCCUGUUAUCGUCGAAUCCGCCGAAUCGUCGCCUGCUGCCGCCGCAAACGCUGCUCUCCAGAUCAAGAAGUUCUUGGGCAAAGAGUGGUCGCCGAAGCCAUAUGUGCAGUACAACGCCAUCAUGCUCAUCCGCAUCUUGAGCGACAACCCGGGGCCCCGGUUCACGCGGAACUUCGAUAAGAGCUUUGUGAACACUGUCAAGGAGAUGCUGCGGAACUGCAGAGACCAGAGCACACAACAGAUCCUGCGCGAGACGCUCGAUCACCUGGAAAAUGACAAGGCAUACGAUGAGGGACUGCACGGAUUGUUCCAGAUGUGGAGGAAGGAGAAGGGGCAGGCCGCCAGCUUUAGCGUAGGCGGGCAGAGAGCUGCGUUUAUGGGGCAGGAUGGAUACCAGGCACCUGCACAUGGUUAUGAGAGAUCUGGGGCAAGUGGUCGGGGAAACAGACAAUCUCGUCUCCCGUCGGCAGUCGAGUUGGCGAGCAGGAUCGAAGAGGCGAAGAACACAGCCAAGAUACUACUGCAGCUGGUGCAGAGCACACCCACUGAGGACUUUGUGAACAACGAACUGAUCAAGGAAUUCAGCGAGCGUUGUCAGAGCGCCCAGAAGAGCAUGCAGACAUACAUCAACGCCACCGACCCGGCGCCCGACCAUGAUACAAUGGCCACUUUGAUCGAGACGAAUGAGCAGUUGAGCUUGGCGACCAGUCGCUAUCAGCGGGCCCUUCUGGCUGCUAGACGAGCGAUGGGUGUCUCUACCAGCCCUGAGCAAAGCACGCAACCAGGCACGGAAAACCUCGCAAGCGCCUUCACUCCUCCACCUGGACCUCCGCCAGGACAGCAGCAACAGUCCAAUAGUGCAUUCGCGGCUCCGUUGACAAGUCAAUCGAAUGCCUAUGAUACUGGCAACAACCAGGCAUACGGCGGAUAUCAGCCACCCAGUGGACCUCCGCCAAGUGGAGCGUUUGCAGGACAGCAAGCACCACCGCAAAUGCCUCCACGCCCUCAAGAGGCGGCCAAUCCCUUUGCCGAUCCAACACCUAGCCAAUAUAGUGCAUUUCCGCCUGCGUCGCAGCACCACCCGCAAACGGUCUCUUUCGACGACUUCGAUCGACAACAGCAGCAGCAGCAGAGCUCUAAUCACGUGCGAUCCUUCACGAUAGAGAAGGAACCGGAGGGAUUUGCACCACCGAAGCGCAACAAUACCAACGAGCUCGAGAAUGCCUAUUCGAUCGAGCAGCCAAAGGUGUCGCCGCUGCAUCCUCCCGAAGGCCACGCCGUGGGUUCAUCGUCGCCUCCCCGCCCUGCAUUGGGCCCGUACCACAACAGCGAGAUCACUCAGUCAUAUGUCGGUCGGCAGCAAAGCGCUACCAACGGGCUGAGUAUGCACGGAGCCGGCGGCGCAUAUACCCCCAAUGAGCAGCCUGGAGGCCAGGAUGUGAGCCCCAUCGAGACCAGGCGAUAACACUCCUCUUUGCACCCCGUCUUGCUUGAAAAGGGUUGAGAGCAGUGGUUUUUAACGAGUCUGAGUUUGAGAUACCUCCUUGCGUUGUUCUAUACAUAAAUUACGAGCCAUGUCCAGUCAGCAUCCAUUUUCUUGCGAACAGCUUUCCUUUGUCGUGGCGGUGUCGUUCCUGAGUUGAGUGGUCCCGAUUUGGAGGCGAGGGCGUGCUACUCGAAUCGGUGCGCGUAGGUCCUUCGUUCGCUGUCCAAGUGGCGGACUGUACUGUUCUCUAUCAUCGAAGAGCCACGGUCUCCUGCAUCCUGGACGGUCCUUGGGAAGCGCAGGAGAGUGCUCUGCAGGUCGGUCUAGGGAUUGCAGGACCGGAAGAAUCGGCGAUAAUGCGACAGCAGAGAGUGCGCUGUCGCAGCUUCGACUGGAAGCUGCUGCAUAUACUUCACUGGAACAACUGGCAUAUCGGAUGCUCCUGGAGUAGCGGUCACUUGGAUGCGGGUGUUCGGCGUCGUGGCGAAACAUCCAAUCGUGUGGCAUCCGCGUUGCGCCGUCGUGUCAUCCGGAGACGCGUUUGCGUACCAUGGGCAGAGCGGUCGUAUUACGGCCAUUUUCUCAAACGCGUUCCCUCAAACAGUCUCGCUGGCAGAAUCCUCGUUCGCGUCGAACAUCCGAAAGAAGCUCUCCAACUUUUUCCGCAGUGCAUGUCGAAGGAACUCAUCUCCUCGAGACUGAUGAGCCAAUGGUGCGAUCCAACCGCAUAGUUGAGAAGCACGAACAGGCC